AUGGGAGCCAUCACCAUGAAUCGGAAGUAUAUCUGGGCAGGUGUUGUUGUCUUGCUGCUGCUUCAGGGAGGAUUCGCCUACAAACUGGUUUGCUACUUUACCAACUGGUCCCAGGAACGCCAGGAACCAGGGAAGUUUACUCCUGAGUACAUCGAUCCCUUCCUUUGUUCACAUCUAAUCUACUCAUUUGCUGACAUCAAUAACAACAAGAUCAUUAUCAAGGAUAAGGCGGAAGCACUGCUUUACCAGACCAUCAAGAGUAUCAAAACCGAGAAUCCCAAACUGAAAAUUCUUUUGUCUGUUGGCGGAUUCAAGCUUGGUUCCAAAAUUUUCCACCCCAUGGUUGAUUCUUCUACAUCACGCUUGGAAUUUGUCAACUCUGUAAUCCUGUUUCUAAGGAACCAUAACUUUGAUGGACUGGAUGUAAGCUGGAUCUACCCAGAUCUGAAAGACAACACACAUUUCACUGAGCUGAUUCACGAGUUAGCAGACGCCUUUCAGAAGGACUUUGUAAAAUCAAAAACAGAGAGGCUUCUCUUGACUGCAGGAGUGUCUGCAGGGAGGCAGAUGGUUGAUAACAGCUAUCAGAUCAAGAAUCUGGCCAAUGAACUAGAUUUCAUCAACCUCUUGUCCUUUGACUUCCAUGGAAUUUGGGAAAAGCCUCUCGUGACUGGCCACAACAGCCCUUUGAGAAAGGGGCAGUUGGACAGAGGGACAAGCUCCUACUACAAUGUGGAAUAUGCCGUAGGAUACUGGAUAAAUAAGGGGAUGCCAGCAGAGAAGGUGGUUAUGGGCAUUCCCACAUAUGGCCAUACUUUCACACUGGCCUCUGCAGAAACUUCUGUGGGAGCCCUCGCCUCUGGACCUGGAACUGCUGGCCCCAUCACCAAAUCUCCAGGCUUUCUGGCCUAUUAUGAGAUCUGCCAGUUCCUGCCAGGAGCCAAGAUCACAAGAAUGCAGGAUCAGCAAGUUCCCUAUGCAGUCAAGGGAAACCAGUGGGUGGGCUAUGAUGAUGUGGAAAGUGUGAAGAAGAAGGUUCAGUUUCUAAAGAAUUUAAACCUGGGAGGGGCCAUGAUCUGGUCUAUUGAUAUGGAUGACUUCACUGGUAAAUCCUGCAACCAGGGUCACUACCCUCUUGUCCAGGCUGUCAAGAAAAGCCUUGGUUCUUCCUAAAGG
Messenger RNA from Elephantulus edwardii (Cape elephant shrew), 1176 nucleotides. RefSeq names its product chitinase 3-like 2 (gene CHI3L2). The transcript is spliced from 10 exons. Gene Ontology annotation, molecular function: chitin binding. Gene Ontology annotation, biological process: chitin catabolic process; carbohydrate metabolic process. The coding region runs from base 1 to 1173 and encodes 390 amino acids. The record is from RefSeq and is a predicted model, not a curated record. Lineage: Eukaryota; Metazoa; Chordata; Mammalia; Macroscelidea; Macroscelididae. Gene Ontology annotation, cellular component: extracellular region.